Molecule: messenger RNA, 877 nt
Organism: Laetiporus sulphureus 93-53
Lineage: Eukaryota; Fungi; Basidiomycota; Agaricomycetes; Polyporales; Laetiporaceae
Exons: 1
Coding region: 172-657 (161 amino acids)
Source: RefSeq, a predicted model, not a curated record
UCAGCCUAGCGUCAGCCCGCUCCAGAGCUUCAUACAAUGGUUCCACUUCUGAAGACCGUCUGAACGGCACGAUCAUGUUGUUCUGGUCUUCUAUGACGUGAUAUAGCCUGUACAUUGCGCAGAUGAGCAAUCGCGCCGAUACAUGGAGGCUGCUUAAAGGAUCCAUAUGACAUGGUCGCGCUAUCCUUGACCCAUUCUUUGGCGGCUUAUUGUCUUCUUUGUCCACAUCAGCUUUCAGUGAGACGUGAUUAUAUGAAUCACGCACACGUCAAGAGAUCCUCGUGUUGGGGACUUGCAACAUUAGGCUCGGUACGGUUUCGAAUAGUGAGCGAUCUAGAGUCUAGACCCAACCACUGCACAACUCAAGCCUAUCUGAACACGACAACUCAGCUGAAGAGCCGCGACCUGCUGAGUGUAGAUCAGGACCCUUGCGCAUAUCUUCAAGCUCGAGCGUUCUCACCGCAACAUUCAGUCCUCCAAUCUGCGAGAGAUCUCCCGCGUCUCCCUUGGCGGCACCAAGACGCCCUCUCGCUAUUGAGCCGCCGCCGCCGCUUGUAUCGUAGACAAUCGCGUAUCAGCACGUGUCGGGAGGUCUGUGCCGCCCCGUGCCGUCUCAAGCUAGCUUCGUCCUCGAGGACGAACUGCAGCAGGGUCUAGAUUGUUCGGGGUGUUGGAGAAGUCACCCUGCUACUAAGCUUCGCCUCCGGGUUCGCCAGUACGGUCAUUUCUCUUGGAAGAUGAUAUGCAAUUCGCCCUUUAUGGACAUCGCAGCUUCCAGAAUCUGCUUCCAAGUCACGCAUAGGAUGAAAUGAGACAUGUCAAGAACGAGUCCUCAAGAGCGAUAUAAAGAGAGAUGAUCAUCACAGACACCCGCAGU